Molecule: messenger RNA, 1420 nt
Organism: Micropterus dolomieu (smallmouth bass)
Lineage: Eukaryota; Metazoa; Chordata; Actinopteri; Centrarchiformes; Centrarchidae
Gene: tagln
Product: transgelin
Exons: 7
Coding region: 297-911 (204 amino acids)
Molecular function (GO): protein binding
Source: RefSeq, a predicted model, not a curated record
AUUGUUCAUGACUGGUGACCAGCAUUUGGAGUUGUGGAUUGUUUUCACCUAUUUUGUUGUGGAUUACUGUGUUCUGUUUUUGGACUGCCAACCACAUCUCAAGUCACCUACAAGUGAAGUCAUCGUGCCUCAUCUGCUCCUUUUAAGCCGGCAUUUUUGAGAGGGAGGUCCCUGCAAAGCGUAUACAAACACUCAGUCAAGCAUCCACAGUCACCCCACACACUGCACUUGUAGCCAGCAGAGAACUGACCUAUACCUUCGCACAGAACAGGAAGUUGAAGUGACCUGACGUCAAGAUGGCAACAAAGGGAGUCGGCAUGGCUAACAAAGGUCCAUCCUACGGCAUGAGCCGGCAGGUUCAGGAUAAGAUCGACAGCAAGUAUGACCCUGAGCUGGAGCAGAUCCUGGUGGAGUGGAUUAGCCGUCAGUGUGGCUCUGGUGUGGGAAAGCCAGAGGCAGGCAAAAUAGGCUUCCAGACCUGGCUGAAAGACGGAUGUGUUCUGAGCGAACUGAUCAACAGUCUGUUCGCCGGAGAGAAACCCGUGAAGAAGAUCCAGAGCUCACCCAUGGCCUUCAAACAGAUGGAGCAGAUCUCUCAGUUCCUCAAUGCUGCUGAGAAGUACGGCGUCACGAAGACGGACAUGUUCCAGACUGUGGACCUUUGGGAAGGUAAGGACCUGGCGGCAGUGCAGAGGACCCUGUCAGCUCUGGGUAGCUUGGCCAUCACUAAGGAUGAAGGCACAUACAAUGGAGAUCCUAACUGGUUCUUCAAGAAAGCAAUGGAAAACAAGCGAGACUUCACAGACGACCAGCUGAAGGCGGGUAAAAAUGUUAUUGGUCUUCAGAUGGGGUCCAAUAAGGGAGCCAGUCAGGAGGGCAUGAGCUACGGAAGAGCCCGACAGAUCCUGUAAAAUCACUGAGCCACAGAACCCCUCAGCCCCUUACACCUUUGAGCCUGUAAGCGUUUAACCGGUCCACUAAAACGCCCCUUUCAUCUUAAUGUUUUCUGCUUUACAAUUUAGUUACUUUCCAGUACCCCCUACUUCCUGGUCUUGGUACUUGCCCUGAAUCCCUUAUGUAGAUGCUUUCACUGGUGACCAUCGCAGAGCUCACCAUGCUUAGUCCUUCCCACUGCAGUUAGGACCAGUACAACUGAAUGUUUGUAGUCUUAAAGCGGAAAUAUUAACCAUAAAAAUGACCAAAAUGUUGCCUUAAAGAGGAAAAAAACACCAAGAUGACCACGUGCCAAAGUCAAGCUGUUCCUUCUUUCUACAAGGUUUAACAAACAGCACUCAUAUUAUAGAUAACUGUCCAGUUUCAUCUGGCAAGUUUUCAUCAAUGCUACGCCUGCUGUAUCAGCGCCAAUAUUUUUGUACAUUGUCUUAUUAAAUAAUGACUUUGAAAUAAAUCUCUGAAUUGA